This is a messenger RNA of Parnassius mnemosyne (clouded apollo), 669 nucleotides long. NCBI's taxonomy places the organism in Eukaryota, Metazoa, Arthropoda, Insecta, Lepidoptera, Papilionidae. The record is from the annotation of a GenBank genome assembly.
AUGUCCCUUGCUAAAGUAUUUUCUGUAUCAACGCGAGCUCGUGCUUCAGGAGCUAGUGGUUUGUUGUUCCGUCAUGCCCAGUACAGCACAUCGAACCAAGAGGGCAAAGUAGAAAAGGUUUACCCACCUAAUGUACCUGGAUACAAAUAUGUUAAUGCAGAAGAUCCUGAUAUGUCGUUCAAAGAAAUGUCCAAUAGGGCGGCUCAAACAAUUUUUUGGACAGAACUAGCCCGUGGUUUUGCUGUCACUCUAGCUCAUAUUUUCAAGGAGCCAGCAACAAUCAACUAUCCAUUUGAGAAAGGACCUCUUUCACCCAGAUUCCGAGGUGAACAUGCACUCCGUAGGUAUCCAUCUGGAGAGGAAAGGUGCAUUGCUUGCAAGCUCUGUGAGGCCAUUUGCCCAGCUCAGGCUAUUACCAUUGAAGCUGAGGAACGCAAAGAUGGCUCUCGCAGAACCACGCGUUACGACAUUGAUAUGACGAAAUGUAUAUACUGCGGUUUCUGUCAGGAAGCAUGUCCAGUCGACGCUAUAGUUGAAGGCCCAAACUUCGAGUUUUCAACAGAGACUCACGAAGAACUUCUAUAUAACAAGGAAAAAUUGCUUUUAAAUGGCGACAAGUGGGAGAGUGAGAUAGCCACUAACAUCAGAGCAGACCACCUAUACCGUUGA